Messenger RNA from Mytilus trossulus (common blue mussel), 923 nucleotides. RefSeq lists its product as uncharacterized. Lineage: Eukaryota; Metazoa; Mollusca; Bivalvia; Mytilida; Mytilidae. The transcript has 3 exons. The record is from RefSeq and is a predicted model, not a curated record. Bases 147 to 638 code for a protein of 163 amino acids.
AAUAAAAAAAAAACAAAAAAACAUACAAAUACUUAUGAUGACUACAGGUGAAAUAUGGCGUACCUGUGUUAACUUUGUUUCGAUUCGUUAAUCAUCAAGGGCCAUCAUUUCCGGAAUACGACAAUUCAGUCACCUAAAGCAUAAUUAUGGAUCUAUUCAACAAAUCUGUAACGAUUAUGAAAUUCUUAACAGGCUGCCUUUUACUUAUUUGUCACCUUACAGAAAUUGAAGCUUUACAGUGCUAUUCUUGUUCUUAUUCAAUAACUGGAAAUCCCAUGCUUCACUAUGAUUGUAUAACUGAGCCAUGGAACGUCACGAUGGGUACUCCAAUAAUACAAUGUCCAAAUGGACUUUGUAUUACUAAAGUUAUUUACGAACUAGGCAAACACAGGGUAUGGUCUGCUGACCGAGCAUGUAGAGCCCCGGAGGUGAUCGACUGUGGUGACAACUGUUGCACUGAAAAUUCUCACAAUAUUGUUUGUCAAUAUCAGUGUUCAGGUGUUGGAAAUGCAGUUUGUAACAGUCUUAAUAUCAGUAAACCACCAAAGAAUACGAAUGGUGCAACUGAAACACUACCAACAAUAAUAUCUAUUUUAGCAAGUGUAGUAUUAAUAGUAUUUAACUCUUGUUUUGUUUGAUUGAUACCGAUAUAAUGACAAGUUAUGUUUAUUCAAUUCGUGUGCAGUUACCAAAUACAUUGUAGGAAGUUAUGUGCAUUCCAUUCACUAGACAUAGAUAUAUUUGAAUUGACAAUUUGAUUUCCCAGAAGUAGAGCUUAGCAGAAUCACAUGUAAAUUAAAAUCUCUUGGACUAAACGAGUCUAGGCAUUCACUGCUUUCGAAGCGCCCAAGCCUUGAAACUGAUAAAUAGGUGUCAAAUAUAAUGCAUGUAUAUAGAUAUCUUUUUAAAAUGAUGUAAAUGUU